GAGAGAUAGAAGCUAUAUAUACAUAUACAUAUAUAUACAUAAUCUCGCCGGAAAAUUUAUGCCUAUAAUAUUUUACGUAUCAAACUUCGUAAAAACGAUAGAGGAGGGUCGUGAGAGGUCUAGGAAUACUUCCCAAUAAAUUCCAGACCGAUUCGUAGUCACCGGAGUUUCCUAGAGGUCGCCGGAGUUGCAAGCCGUGGAAACGGGUCUUUAGAAAAGACACGAUUUUGCCGUAGAUAGGGGUGGCGGAGCUUCUCCUCGACGUGAGGAUCAUUUUGCAACUGGAAUCGUCGAAAUCCGUUACCUAAGGAGAAUUCAAGUGAAGAUCAAGCUAGAGAUUUUAUUAAGGAGAUUAUCGCAAUUUAAGAUAUCAUGGCACCAAGAAGAGACCCUGAUAACACGCCCACCAAUGCUGAGUUGGCACAAAGCGUUCAGCAACUGGCACAAUUUAUGCACACACUGGGUGCUACUGUGCUCCAGAACAACCAAAACCAGAACAACGGGAAUGAUGCCGCAAAACGAGUGGCAUCUCGCAACCCUCCAAGCUUUCAUGGGCAAGAAGAUCCUCGUAUCCUCGAGAAUUGGCUCCGACUCUUUGACAAACUCUUCGACGCGGUGAGCUGUCCGGAAGAGCAAAGGGUUGACAUUGCUGUUUACUAUUUACAGCAAGAGGCAGAUAACUGGUGGGUCUCAUCAGGCCCAACUUUACGUCAACAACCUGACUUCAAUUGGGAAGCUUUCAAGAUUGCCAUGAGGAAACGUUUUUAUCCUGCACACGUUCAGGCCACCAUGCGUGAUGAAUUCAUACAUUUGAAACAGAUGGGCAUGAGUGUCCAGGAAUAUCACAAUAAAUUCGUGGACCUCGCACCAUUUGCGAAAACAAUAGUGCCUGAUGAAAGCACCAAAGUUGAGAAAUUUAUCUACGGAUUAAACUAUGAUACGCAGAAAAUCGUCGCUGUUUUGGGUUGCCAAACUCUGACUGAAGCUUAUGAUAGAGCUGCAGUUCACUAUCGAGUUCAGCAACUACAAAGAGAGAGGAACCAGAAGAUGAAGAGGGACGAAGAUGGAGGUCGAGGAGAAAAGAGGGUUAGAGUGCACCCACCUACACAGCAACAAGAAGGGAGGAGGAGGAGAGAUGACCAAGGUGGAAGAAAUUUCCACGGUCAAAACCAACAAAAUGAUCGAAGAGCUGCUCCCAGAGAUAGACACUUCUACUGCAAGAGGUGCGGGAGAGAUCAUCCCGGUGUUAACUGCGAUGGAAGCCUAACAAAAUGUUUCAAUUGUGGGAAGCUAGGGCACCGAACCUUCGAGUGUCUCUCAAAGACCAAUGGGGCACCAGUGAACCAGGUGCAAUACCGUGAUGGAGGAAGACCAGAUAUGAACCAAACUGGGCCAAAUGGAGGACCAAAUAACAACAACAAUGCCGCCGCCAACAACAACAACCGCAACCCUCAAGGAGGAGGGGAGAAUAAUCGUGGCAAUGGCAAUGGCGGGAACAAUGGCAACGGCGGAAACAACGGCAACCGUCCGAACCAAGGGCGAAUCAUGGUGAUGAAUCAGGCCCAAGCCAAUGCUAAUGAUGUGGUUUCAGGUACAUUCCUUGUAAAUUCUGAGCCUGCUUAUGUUCUAUUUGAUUCUGGUGCUUCUCACAGUUUCAUAUCUUCUAGUUUCGUUAAGAAAUUGAAGAUUGAACCAACGGCUAGAAUAGACUUGAAUGUAAGAACUGCCUCAGAUAAAUUCGUAACUUGUGGAAAUGUAUACUCCAACAUUUCCAUAAUCAUAUCCGAAUCCAACCUACCUGGAGAUUUAAUCCAAUUUGACUUAAAAGAUAUAGACAUAGUGCUGGGCAUGGAUUGGUUGGGGAAAUACAAAGCCAGGAUCCUCUGUGAUGAACAGAAGGUGAUCUUGAAGGGUCCAAAUGGGAAGCGAAUAUCUUACAAAGCAAUCACAUCCAAGCCUAGUAUGAGGCUGAUGACUAUGCAACAAUUAAGGCAACAUAUCCGAAAGGGGUAUGAAACAUACAUGUGCUUUAUGAAAGAGGUGAAUACAGGGGAGCCAAACAUUGACCAAAUUGCCGUAGUCAAUGAAUUUCCGGAUGUAUUUGCGGAAGAGAUUCCAGGGAUGCCACCCGAGAGAGAAGUUGAAUUCUCAUUUGAGUUGAUUCCCGGAACCGCGCCAAUUUCAAAAGCACCUUACCGGAUGGCACCGAAAGAAAUGCAGGAGCUGAAGGAACAACUAGAGGAGUUGUUAGAGAAGGGGUACAUAAGACCGAGUGUCUCACCUUGGGGUGCUCCGGUCUUAUUUGUCAAAAAGAAAGAUGGGAGUCUAAGGCUAUGCAUCGAUUACCGAGAGUUGAAUCAAGCAACUAUCAAGAACAAGUAUCCAUUGCCCCGAAUUGACGACUUGUUUGAUCAAUUGAAGGGGGCUAGCACAUUCUCUAAGAUAGACUUGCGCUCUGGAUAUCAUCAAGUGAGAAUAUCUGAAAAAGAUGUACCAAAAACAGCAUUCCGCACGAGGUAUGGACACUACGAGUUCACUGUGAUGCCGUUUGGUUUAACAAAUGCACCGGCGGUAUUCAUGGACCUAAUGAACCGUGUAUUCCGACCUUACCUUGACACAUUUGUGGUGGUAUUCAUCGAUGAUAUUCUUGUGUAUUCAAAAACCCCGGAAGAUCACAAGAAACAUUUGAGACUCACAUUACAAACUUUGAGAGAGAACCAGUUGUAUGCCAAACUCUCAAAGUGUGACUUCUGGCAGGAUCGGGUAGCGUUCUUGGGUCACAUCAUCACCCAGGAAGGCGUAUCCGUAGAUCCAUCGAAGAUUGAAGCGGUGGUUGAAUGGCGUGCACCUACCUCGGUCACAGAGGUAAGAAGUUUCUUGGGUCUAGCGGGAUACUAUAGGAGAUUUGUUAAAGAUUUCUCCAAGAUAGCAAGACCGCUAACCAACCUGACAAAGAAGACAACCAAAUUCCAAUGGAAUGAAGAUUGUGAAGCAGCAUUCCAAGAGUUGAAGAAAAGACUCACAACUGCGCCGGUCUUGACACUACCGUCAGGGACGGAGGGAUUUGAUAUCUAUAGUGAUGCAUCCAAGAAGGGGUUGGGGUGUGUGCUGAUGCAGAAUAGGAAAGUGGUGGCUUAUGCAUCAAGACAACUAAAGGUGCAUGAAGUCAAUUAUCCUACCCAUGACCUGGAGUUAGCUGCAGUAGUGUUUGCUUUGAAAAUCUGGAGACAUUACCUAUACGGAGCACAUUGUAAGAUAUACACUGACCACAAAAGCUUGAAGUACAUAUUCACUCAAAAAGAGCUUAACAUGAGGCAAAGAAGAUGGCUCGAGCUUAUCAAUGAUUACGAUCUAGAAAUCCAAUACCACGAGGGAAAAGCUAACGUGGUGGCGGAUGCUUUGAGUCGGAAAUCUGAGCACUCAUGCCGAGCAACAUGGAUAUUACCAGAAGAACUAUUCCGAGACUUCCAAAGAUUGAGCUUGGAAGUAAAGCAAUAUGGCGAAGUAGAUGGUGAAAUACAGUUAUGUACUAUGACUGUUAUACCAUCUAUCUUUGACGAAAUCAAGAACGGACAAUCGGGAGAUGUAAAGCUCGAAAGAAUCAAGGAAGGAAUGAAAGAUGGCGUCAACGGACCAUUUAAGGUACAUGAAGAUGGGAGCAUCCGAUACAAGGGAAGGUGGUGUGUUCCACUGAAGUGUGCAGAUAUUAAAAAACAAAUCAUGGAGGAGGGACACAACACGCCCUACUCGGUACAUCCCGGGGGAGACAAACUAUACAAAGACCUCAAACAGAACUUUUGGUGGCCGGGAAUGAAGAAAGAAGUAGCUGAAUUUAUAUCCCGAUGUUUGAACUGCCAAAAAGUCAAAGCGGAGAGAUGCAAACCCAAGGGACUCGUGCAACCCUUGGAAGUACCAACAUGGAAAUGGGAUUCAAUCUCAAUGGACUUUGUCGGGGGUUUACCUUUAACAAAGUCCGGGAAAGAUAAAAUUUGGGUGGUAGUGGAUAGAUUGACCAAAACUGCAAGGUUCAUUCCUAUGAAUGAAACCUGGAGCAUGGAGAAACUGGCAAAAGCCUACGUCAAAUACGUGGUCAAACACCACGGAGUACCUCAAGACAUCGUGUCAGACCGAGAUUCACGAUUCUUAUCCCAAUUUUGGAAAGAAUUACAAAUGGCUAUGGGAACAAAAUUGAAGUUAAGUACUGCUUUCCAUCCAACCACGGACGGACAGACCGAAAGAACAAUCCAAACAUUAGAAGACAUGUUGAGGGCAUGUGUUCUUGAUUUGCAAGGAUCAUGGGAUGAACACCUAGACUUGGUAGAGUUUUCGUACAAUAACAGUUACCAUGCUAGCAUCGGAAUGGCCCCAUACGAAGCUCUAUAUGGUCAAAAGUGUAGGAGUCCCUUAUGUUGGGGUGACAUGGUCGAUCAGGUGGUUCUAGGACCACAAUACUUGCAGGAUACUAUUGAGAAAAUCAAAGUUAUCCAAGAAAGGAUGAAGGCUGCCCAAGACCGACAGAAAUCAUAUGCCGAUCUUGGGAGGAAACCAGCUGAAUUCGAACUAGGGGAGAAAGUUCUACUCAAAGUCUCUCCUACAAGGGGUGUAAUGAGGUUCGGGAAGAAAGGGAAACUAAGCCCGAGAUUCAUCGGACCCUAUGACAUCCUAGAGAAGGUGGGAAAAGUGGCAUAUCGAUUAGCUCUACCCACGGAGUUGGAUAAGGUAACAACCGAUUUGAAAUCAAAUACUUCUCUACGAUUAAAAUACAUUCUUAACAUACCGAUAUAUGCUAGGUACAUAACGUCUUUCACGUAUCACAAUUAAAGAAGUAUGUUCGAGAUGAGUCACAUAUCAUCAAUCCGGAGGUGAUUGAAAUGGAUGAGACAUUAUCCUACGAAGAAAAACCCAUAGAGAUUCUCGAUACUAAGACCCGAGAGACAAGGAAGAAGACAGUUAAGAUGGUAAAAGUACUUUGGUCAAACCAUUUGACCGAGAAUGCAACAUGGGAGACAGAAGAGGAUAUGCGUAAACGGUAUCCUGAACUUUUCAAUUAAGGUAAACAUUCGGUUACGAGGACGUAACCUUUCUUUUAGGGGGGCAGGUUGUCAUAUCUUAUAACCCUAUAAUACUUCAUCUUCAUACUUAAUUCGCGUCUUAGUUUAUGCUUCGAGGACGAAGCAUUCUUUAAGGAGGGUAGAAUGUGAUACCUUGAAAAUUUGAAAUAAAAAUAAAUAAAUAAAUCAGAUAAAUUAUAUCUGAUAAAUCAAAUGAAAGUAAGAUCAAAAUAUUUUUUUAUACUUGGUGUAUAAAAAUAUACGCACACUACAUGCAAUAGAAUUAAACACUUAUGUAGCAUCGAAAAAAAAUGGAAAUAAAUCAGAUAAAAUAUAGGUGACAUAAUAAGUAAAUAAAUAAAUAAAAAUAGUAAGAAUAUUAUAAAUUACUAAUAAUAGCAUCAAAUUAAUAAAUGAAAAUAUCAUAUCAUAAAACAAUGACACAUGCUAAGAUCAUCUACCAAAUAAUGUAUAUACAUUAUGUACAUAUAUUUAUAUGUAAAACUCAAAAUACAUUUAAGUAAUUAAAAAUAAUAAUAAUAAAAUAAAAUAAAAUGAAACAUCAAUAUAAAUGGGAAUCAAAUCAGGGAUCAAUACACAUGCCAUGUUCAUCAACUACCAACCUAUCAUUAUGUAUAGACAUUAUUAUUAUUAUUAUUAUUAUUAUUAUUAUUAUUAUUAUUAUUAUUAUUACAAUUAUCAAAUAAAUAAAAUAAACCAUAAGGACCAUCUAGACCUAUAAAUACACCCUCUUAGCCAUCCUAAACACUGCAAAUCGGAGAGAUAGAAGCUAUAUAUACAUAUACAUAUAUAUACAUAAUCUCGCCGGAAAAUUUAUGCCUAUAAUAUUUUACGUAUCAAACUUCGUAAAAACGAUAGAGGAGGGUCGUGAGAGGUCUAGGAAUACUUCCCAAUAAAUUCCAGACCGAUUCGUAGUCACCGGAGUUUCCUAGAGGUCGCCGGAGUUGCAAGCCGUGGAAACGGGUCUUUAGAAAAGACACGAUUUUGCCGUAGAUAGGGGUGGCGGAGCUUCUCCUCGACGUGAGGAUCAUUUUGCAACUGGAAUCGUCGAAAUCCGUUACCUAAGGAGAAUUCAAGUGAAGAUCAAGCUAGAGAUUUUAUUAAGGAGAUUAUCGCAAUUUAAGGUGGUAGAAAACAUCUCGCCUACUUGGGUUUCUUACUACUCGGAGGGCUUGGAAUCCCUUUUAGAGGGUGUGCACACUUAAGGUAGAAAUUCAGCUUCCAAUUGGUGGUCGGUGGGAGCCGGAAUUCCGGGAUGAGUCGUAGAUAACAACGACUCAUUGGGCUCGAGGAAUCUUGAGUUUCGCCCACUCUUAAAAGAAUCUAAAGUAUUACUUUUGGAGGAAUUGAAGGAUGAUAUUAUCUAUUGUGGAAAUUAUUUUAUGACAUUAAACCAUUUUGGAAAUAUGAGAGACUACUUUUCGAUAUAUAUACAUAUAAAAAAAACCUAUUUUCCAAAUUAUAUUAUUUUACGGGUUCGGGUGGAAUCUUACUUAGCUCUAAAGCUAAUUUUUGUCUCUUUUUCUCUUUUUCUCUUUGCUCUAUUGUACAGAUGAUUAUGAUUAUGAAGAUUGAUGUACUUGCUGCCCGAGUGUUCCGCUAGUUGCACACGUUUGAUUAAUUGUUAUUGUUUAAAUUUGUAAUCCAUAAACUUGUUAUAAGUUUUACCCGAUGGCUACUUGAAUUUAUGGUGGAUAGCCUGUGCACUCAAUCAUGUAUAGGUUGAGUGUGGCGGUGACACACCUGUUUUUCCAUUAAAGACUUCCGCUGUACUCUAAAUAUAUUUUAUAAUAAAGAUGUUUUCAUUUCAAA
Molecule: messenger RNA, 6884 nt
Organism: Cuscuta epithymum
Lineage: Eukaryota; Viridiplantae; Streptophyta; Magnoliopsida; Solanales; Convolvulaceae
Source: the annotation of a GenBank genome assembly